GCAGCAGUCUUUCCACAACAAUGGCACAAGGAGGAUUAAAGAAAUCAGGUGCAAGCAAACCAUCGUUAGCAACCAAAAAGGCCCAAAAGCCAUCUCUGGGUCCGAAAAAGAGGGAAGGAAAAUACAUUGCACCAAAAUCAAAAGCCCUUAUAACGCAGAAAAAUCUUCAAAAGAAACUCGCUGCAAAGGCCAUUGUGCAAACUGAGCAACUCAUGGCCGCUCGGGCUGGGGCAACUGGCAAAUUGACCAUCAUGAAGAGUGUAGCGCAAAAGGCAAAGGCGGAACAGGACAAGGCGAAAAAGGGCAAAAAGUGAAAAGAAUUGGAGUGCGCACUGGGAGGAUUGGGAGUGGGAGGAAGGCGAUGGAAAUUCUUUAUUUUUUUUCAUAUAUGUAUGUGUAGAUUAUCUGUUGGCUUGCUUUAUUAUUCCUGUACAUGUUUGAAAGAAUGCCAUACUACUAGACUGUUCCAGUCCCUGGUUGUGAAUCCUG
Molecule: messenger RNA, 489 nt
Organism: Spizellomyces punctatus DAOM BR117
Lineage: Eukaryota; Fungi; Chytridiomycota; Chytridiomycetes; Spizellomycetales; Spizellomycetaceae
Exons: 2
Coding region: 21-314 (97 amino acids)
Source: RefSeq, a predicted model, not a curated record